AUGGAGAAGAAUGGAAUAUGGAAGAGGAAAUGGAAGGUGAUACUUCCCACGGCUGCCGUGCUGGCCACGGUCGUCCUCUUCUUUUUCCUGUACCCGAAAUUCUAUCUGAGCGGCAGCUGGAGCGAUGACGAUCUGUACUCAGGCGACAGUCCAGAAAUCGAACAGGAACUGGGACAUGGACCGGUCGCUCACCCUGCGGUAGACGCCAACGAUUUCAGCAUUGGUCUUCAUCCUGAACAGCACAUUCAUCGAGACCCGGAAACAAUUGGUCUGGAAUGGAAUAUCACCAAAGGCGUCCGCCGUCCGGAUGGCGUUGCCAAAGAAGUGUAUCUAAUAAACGGUCAGUUCCCCGGACCUACUGUCGAGCUGCGAUCUGGCGACGAGUUACUGGUAACUGUCCGGAACGAAUUGGUGAAUGAAGGCGUGGCAAUCCACUGGCAUGGCCUGCGAAUUGAGAAUACCAUGGACGGUGUCGUAGGCCUGACCCAAUGCGCCAUCAACCGAGAAUUCACCUACCGCCUGAAGAUUCCCGAUCAUCAGGCCGGCACAUUCUGGUAUCACUCGCACUCCGAGCUCCAGCGAGCAGACGGCCUCUUCGGAACUCUUGUCAUACAUAAGCCAGCAUCAGAGGUCGAGUCGACUUCUGACAUGGAAAAGUACGACUAUCAGAACGAGCAGGUGCUGAUGGUCGGCGAUUGGUAUCAUCGGCCGGCUGAGGAAGUGCUCGCGGAUUAUACCAAUUGGGAGAACUUCAAGAUCGAGCCAGCCCCGGAUUCGAUGUUGCUGAAUGGUGUCGGCUACUUCGAAUGCUCGAUGGCCACCAAAGCUCAUCCAUUGGACUGUCAGGGCCAGAGUGUGCCUCAUUUGACACUGCCUGCCAGGACAAGACUGAGGAUCGUCAACACUGGAGCUCUGACGGGAUUCACGAUCUCGACCACAGGAUUUGUGAUGACAUUGCUGGAAGUUGACGGAGGGCAUGAAGUUGAGCAGGUCAGGUCGGAGAAAGUGGGCAUCCUGUAUCCUGGAGAGAGAAUAGACCUACUUCUCGACAGAUCAGGCCAUGACGAGUACGAAUCGGCGUGGAUCACGAUUGCACUGGAUCGUGAGAACAUGCAAUUCCCAAACAUGGCCUUGACGCCGACGCAGCAGUUCGCCAUUGCACCUCCAAUGGACAAUGAGCGUGCUGCACCACACGAAGACCCCAUCGUAAGGCCUAGGGCGCCGGAGGUGCCAUGGAUUGAUCUGUCCAAGGCCAAUGGUUCAGCAAUCCCACCUGGGGAGGUUGGCGUUCAAAGUGACGAGACGAUCCUGCUGUACGCCUCGAUCAGCUACCUAACGCAGUAUGAGUACCGACCGAAAGGCUUCAUCAACCACACAUCAUGGUCGCUCUCCAAUUCAAGUGACAUGCCUCUUCUUGCAUUGGAUCAGACAUCUUGGCCCACUGACCCCGAACCAUUUGUCGUGAAGACAGGGCGAACUGAAUGGGUUGACCUCGUCAUUAACAAUAUCGACGACAAAGGGCACCCCUUCCAUCUCCACGGCCAUGACUUCUACGUCCUUUCCGUACACCAAGCCAGCCGUGUCGGGGCAUACGAGCAGUACAAUCCAUUCGAUGCAGAGAAAGAACCAGCGGGCGGUCCCAUGAACCUCGCGAAUCCCGUCAUCAAAGACACCGUCUAUAUCCCGAGCCAAGGUUAUGCGGUUUUGAGAUUCCAAGCCAAUAGUCCAGGUCUAUGGCUCGUUCACUGCCAUGUGCUAUGGCAUGAGGCCGUGGGAAUGAACAUGGCCAUCCAAGUUGGAGACGAUGCUCAAGUUCGAGGCGAGUCGGUGAAGGAAAGCAUUGCCAAGUCGUGUGCCGGCUGA
Messenger RNA from Zasmidium cellare ATCC 36951, 1863 nucleotides. Its product is annotated as multicopper oxidase. Gene Ontology annotation, molecular function: oxidoreductase activity; copper ion binding. The transcript has a single exon. The record is from RefSeq and is a predicted model, not a curated record. Bases 1 to 1863 code for a protein of 620 amino acids. Lineage: Eukaryota; Fungi; Ascomycota; Dothideomycetes; Mycosphaerellales; Mycosphaerellaceae.